AUGGCGGAAGAUAAUCUUGAAGAUCCGGAUCCAAUCCUGAAAUCCUACGAUAUCUAUAUCAAACCUGGUAUGCACCAAGAGCGCGAGAUCUAUGUCCUCCAAUUCCCGAAUCGCAGCCAUAGGCUACCCUACCUUGCGCGACUCGACUCACAACCUCAGAAACUUAGAACCAAACCCAAUUCUGGCAUGGUGGAAAUUGAUGUGCCUGUGGAUACAUGGAACUUUUACGACCGGCUGAAGGGCAUUCAAUGGGGAGAAGCGUUGAAAGAAAGCAAUGCUACGAAGGGGAAAGGAAGCCAUGGUCUACCUGGAGGUUUUGGUAUUGGAGGGGUACAGGCGAGAGGAAAAGGUCGAGGGAAGUCUGAUGAGGAAGAAAACUUGGGUCACCUGAAUACCUUAAGUGAUUUUGCUGGGGCUCUUGAGCGGGAUCAGGUUCUAAAGAAACAGACUUUGGGGGGCCAGGUGGUUACGAAGAACGAGAGCAAUCCUACCUAUAUGAUCGGGACCUUUCGAAAGAAUCAAUUGCAUCUCACACCUGUAGACCGGAUAGCUCAAAUGCGACCUCAAUUCCACCACAUAGACGCGUUGUCUGAACACAAAAGAAUGAACGCCGUUCGUGAGACGCCUGCGCAAACUUCGGCCGCUCGAGCUAUCCAUAUGUCAGUUAAAUCAGGUGUUGAUGGCGAGGAAGAUAGCAACGACACAAUGGCGCGACGAAUUGCGGCUACUCAAGCAGAAAAUUGGAAGCAUCAUCGCUAUGUUGACGAAGACACUGAUGAAGCAUGGGCGAUAUACCAAGAGAACUUCUUUGUUGGUGGUGAUGUGGGUGUUCACCUCGAAGCAAAUGAUGAGAUGUUACAAAAGCUUCCGAAGCUGGCGACGAGUCUUGACGAUACCGAAUAUCUGGAUACAAUCAGCGCCCCAGGCGAUGAAGCGAAGCUGUCAAGAAGUAAAGAGAAUAAAAAGGGUAAAGGGAAAGGGAAAGAGACGGCAAUGGAUGACGAUAGCAGCGAGGAAUCAGAUAUAGAGCCAGCAGUCGAUAAAGGUAAAGGAAAGGAUAUUUCAAUGUCAGGGACAUAA
Molecule: messenger RNA, 1080 nt
Organism: Glarea lozoyensis ATCC 20868
Lineage: Eukaryota; Fungi; Ascomycota; Leotiomycetes; Helotiales; Helotiaceae
Exons: 2
Coding region: 1-1080 (359 amino acids)
Biological process (GO): DNA-templated transcription
Cellular component (GO): nucleus; RNA polymerase III complex
Source: RefSeq, a predicted model, not a curated record